Messenger RNA from Hyla sarda, 1750 nucleotides. Its product is annotated as terminal uridylyltransferase 7-like. The record is from RefSeq and is a predicted model, not a curated record. The transcript is spliced from 7 exons. Lineage: Eukaryota; Metazoa; Chordata; Amphibia; Anura; Hylidae. The annotation marks the transcript as partial. Gene Ontology annotation, molecular function: zinc ion binding; RNA uridylyltransferase activity; nucleic acid binding.
AGUUGCGUAACUAUCAUGUGCAGCUAUAUAAAGCUAUGUGGCAUUGAUAAGCCUGAAGAAGGUGGCCUACCACCUUAUGUGGCUGCACUCAUGGUGGUUUUCUUCCUUCAGCAGAGAAAGGAGCCAGUUCUUCCUGUAUACCUAGGAUCCUGGAUUGAUGAGUUUACAAUUUCUAAAUUGAGUCAAUUCAGACUGAAAGAACCCAACAGCAAAUAUGUGUUUUGGGAAUACAGUGCUGCAGCAAACAGCGACAAUCAAAAUAAUGAAGAAUGCACUUCUAAAGGAAAGGUGCCACUCUUCUUUGACUCAGAAAAACAGUGUUCUGCGCCUCUUGGUCAGCUUUGGGUAGAUCUGCUUAGAUUUUAUGCACUGGAAUUCAACAUGGCUGACCUUGUUGUCAAUGUUCGUGUUAAAGAGAAGCUUUCUAGGGAAUUGAAGGACUGGCCUAAGAAACGAAUUGCUGUAGAAGAUCCUUACUCUGUAAAGAGGAAUGUUGCAAGAUCAAUGAACAGUCAGUUAGUGUAUGACUUCCUUCUCCACUGUUUAAAGGCAACCUACAAAUAUUUUGCCAUGCCCCAAACCAAGUCUGGAAAAUCCAGCACUCAAAAGUCCACCAUUUCUGCUCCAAAUACUAACAAAAAAGGUGCACAAAAUCCUUUAACGUGUCCAAAUUCUGAGAGCAUAAACAAGUUGGAAGAAUUCUUAGACAGUCAUGAUGGUUUGGCUUCUCUUGUAAUUUCCCAGCCUACUCACAGUCAGGUUCCUAAUGAGAUGGAUAGUACAGCAAAGAAAAAGCUAGUCUAUAAUACAACAUACCCAGAUGUUAAUAUUGAAGAUGCUGACUGCAUAACAGAGGAGAUUAUUUUAGAUGACCCAGAAGAUUUUUUCCAGGGCUCUGAAGAACCAGAAAGUCCUCAUGAAGAAGAUUCUGAUGAAGAUGACCACCCUUUAAUAGGAAAUGAGGAGCAAAGUGAUUACAUGAUUGAUCAAAGCUAUGAGGAAGAUAGUGAAAGUGGAGAGGCAGCUAUGGCAGGCAAUGAAGAAACAGACAGUCUGUCUGACUUUGAGGGAGGUGUUUGCUUAGAGAGCAGAGACCUCUAUGUCGAUAAGGGAGAUGUAGAAGAGGAGAGCACAGAGGGUACAGAUGAACUAGAGGAAACUGCCCAUGAUUUUGGACUGGCACCUGUAACUAUUUCAGAUGAAGAGGAGGAGGAAGAUGAUGAGGCUAGUUUGGUAUUGAAUCAAAGGGAGAAUUUAGAUCUCAUGGAGGAUGAUGAUGAUGAGCUAGAGAACACUUACACCGGCUCAGUGGUUGAAUUGUCUGAAGAUGACCAAACUGGACAAGUGUCUGCUAGAAGUUCAAAAGUCCAUGAAAACUGCACUGAAGGACUUUCUGACACUGUGCUCUCAAAAACACAAGCCAAAAAACUCCUACCAGUUACCGAAAGCUCUGUCAAUGAAGAGAUUUGUAUGUUUUAUGAAUUUUACAAACCAACAUUUACAAAAGGCAAGCUUCCUACUGUUGUAUGUAGCUUGUGCAAAAAAGAAGGCCAUCUAAAGAAGGACUGUCCAGAAGACUUUAAAAAAAUUGAACUAGAACCUUUGCCACCACUUAAUGCUAAGUUCCAACAGCUCUUGGAUCAAGUUUGUAUCCAGUGUUACGAGGAUUUUCGCCCCACUUCUCUAGAAGAUAAGGCUCGGGAGCUUAUAAGGCGUGAUCUGGAGGACUUUAUUAGACGAGACUUUAAGG